UUGUGCCUCUAGUCAUGUACUAUGCAACACAGAUUGCCGCGACGGUAUUGAACAAUCACCUCUGUGGCGCCCUAUUGGACAUGAUAGGAUCGAAACUCACUGCAGCAGUUUCGAAUGUGCCCGGGCCGUCAGAAACCAUGUAUGUAGGCACGCAUAAACUCAGCAAACUUUGCUUCUGGGUGCCACAAAGAGGCGAUUGUGGUGUGGGGUUCUCUAUUAUUACCCAAGGAGGAAAAGUAACAGUUGGUUGUAUCAUGGAUGCCGGAUGUGGGGUGGAGAGCGAUAUGGUGUGCAAAGAGUAUAUGAAUGCACUGGAAGAAAUGUACGAAAAAGUUGUCGCUUAAAUACAUGUAAACAAUCACUUUAUAAAAUAUAUAAUAAAAACGUG
Messenger RNA from Sphaeroforma arctica JP610, 388 nucleotides. RefSeq lists its product as hypothetical. Bases 15 to 344 code for a protein of 109 amino acids. The record is from RefSeq and is a predicted model, not a curated record. The transcript has a single exon. Lineage: Eukaryota; Ichthyosporea; Ichthyophonida.